Molecule: messenger RNA, 3036 nt
Organism: Eucalyptus grandis
Lineage: Eukaryota; Viridiplantae; Streptophyta; Magnoliopsida; Myrtales; Myrtaceae
Exons: 3
Coding region: 792-2366 (524 amino acids)
Source: RefSeq, a predicted model, not a curated record
AAAGGCACCCCGCGCAUCUCUCUCGCGAAAUCCCAGGGGCACUCCUCGUAAAUACCGCCAACUCCGCGCCCCUUUUUCUUAUUCCUUUUUUUUUUUUUUUUUUUUUUCUAUUCUCGGCCCCAUUUAUCUACAAAACAGGCGAACCCUAGCUUUUUACGCCUUUUCCGUCCUAAAUUAUAAAAAAAAACAAAAUUAAAAAAAAAUCGGAAAAAAAUCGCCCUUUCCGCCUUCUAUCCCUCGAUCGUUUCUUCGUCGAUUCGUCGUCGAUCUCUUCCGUGACUCUGUAAUUGAUCCCUCCUCCGGUCGAUCCUCGUCCCGCUCUAUCGAUCCGUACCCUUUUCGUCCCGAUCCGUGGCUCGGAUCCGAUUCUAGGGUUUUCCGCCCCUCCCGAUCCCGCGGCGGCAGCCUCCUUUGUGCGGUGAUCUUGUGUUUUGGGGGGGUUAUUAGAUCUGGGUUGUGUAGAUCCGUCGGUUUUUCCCCGAUCCGCGAGGUGAAUUCUUCGCUCGCGGGGGUUCUUGUGGGUCCUCGAUCGGUAUAGAUCGGGCGGAGAUUUGGGGGGGUGCGAUUGGCGGGUGGCGGCGGCGAUCCCUGGUUCCGGCGGCGCGAAUUCGGGUGGUUUCGGUGGGGAAUUUGGGGAUCUAGGGUUAGGUCUCGGGUGGAGAUUUGGGGGUUUUCGGGUCGGGCCCAAUCGGGUUGGGGGAAAGCUUCGGUGUCCGUCUAAUUUUGGGGAUUCGGUCGCUGUUCCGCGAUCCGCUUUCGUAUCCGGCGAGGACGUAUUCUGGAGUUAAAACAUGGUAAAUAAACGGCCCUUUGAUGGUGAGGGACAGCAUGAAGUAACUUCAAAGCUUCCAAGACAAGAACACUGUGAUGGGCUAGCUUUGUUUUCUGAGUUUGGUUCCUUUGGAGACACUCCUAAAGUACCUGAUGGAUCAGGUGAGGGAGGGUGCACGGUAAGAAAAGUUGAACAGGAGCUUGGUGAGGAGAAAAAGACAAAACCUCCUUUAAGCAAUGAGGAGGAAGUAGAUUGCACUUUUCCGGGAUGCUAUUCCAUCUCUUCGUGGGGCACCAGUAGUACCAGUGAAGAAGAUAUCUGGUCAGAGGCACCCUUCCAUGGAUCCUUUUUUCCAGAAUAUUUUUAUCCUCAGCGUCCAGUGAGAACUUUGCCGCGAUAUGAAGACAUCUAUUCUUUACUUUUAGAAGGCCCCCCACAAAAAUCGGUUCCCAUUGGACCGGAUCAUCAAGCUGAUAUUCCAGCAUUAAGAGAGCAGGAUUUUGAAAAUGUUUCAAAUUCAGCAUCAGUUGAAGCAAAUCCUAAUUCUGAUGGACAACAGCUUGAGCAAGUGACCAGAGUCGAAGAUGAAGGACUUCCAGGUGGGGUCUGUGUCAUUCCGAUGCCCAAUUAUGAACAAUUUGGUAACAGUGAUGACAAAAUUGGGAAUGAUGGAACCGACUGUUUUUGUGGGGAUAGGGGUUCCUUUAGAUGUGUUCGAAAGCAUGUUGUGGAAGCAAGGGAUAAACUUAAGAGAGACCUUGGGCCUGAGACAUUUGCAGAGUUGGGUUUCUUUGACAUGGGCGAGUAUGUUGCUGAGAAAUGGACUGAUGAAGAAGAAAAGAUAUUUUAUGAGAUUGUUUUUUCUAAUCCAGCUUCAAUUGGCAAGAAUUUCUGGAAUAAUCUUUCUGCUGCAUUUCCUUCACGUAUGAAAGGGGAAAUAGUGAGCUAUUACUUUAAUGUAUUCAUGCUUCGGAAGAGGGCUGAGCAAAACAGGUGUGAUCCAAUGAACAUAGACAGUGAUAAUGAUGAAUGGCAGGUGAAUGAAGAGGAGGAGGAUUCUGUUGUUGAAUCCCCUGUACAUGGGGUUGAUCCUGCUGAUAGCAUUCACAGAGAUCAUGUCAGUGAAUAUGAUGAUGAUGAUGAUGAUGAUGAUGAUGUUGCAGAUGAACCUUGUGACGAUGACGGAAAUACGAGUUUCAGAAGUCACAAGCUGAUGGCUGAUGUACCAGAGGGAUGGCCUGGAAAGAAUAAUUACCAGGAAAAUCCCACAUUUCGGUUGGAGGAGAAAACUUGGGAUGGGAGAGUAGAUCAAGGUGCACAGGAUGAUUCAUGUACAUCUUCUGAUACAGUAGCUGUCUCACAAGGGAGCCAUGGGAAGGACUACGAUGGUUGCCAUGAUGUUUGCUUUGACAGGUUGAAUGGCGACAGAAGCCCCGAUGAUGAGACGGAGCUUUGUAUUCGGAAAGUGUGGAGUGCUGGUUGUAUGGCUUGUCCUAAAAAGGAAGUUGACUUCUUGCCCACGUUCAGUAUGAUUGAAGAGGUUUUUGGACAUGGAUCUUCAAACUGCAAGUCGGAUAGGAAGGAUCUUGGCUAGUGGUAUUAGUCAUUCCUCCAAAGAUGCAGUUGUGUGAAAAUAGACACCUGUCAAGUCAGGCAAAAUUUGCCUGGAAUACUUCCAAAUGGAAAGUGAGAUGCUCUGUUUAGAAAAGAGUGAAAAAAGAGAUGCUUCCAGUUCUCCUUUGUAAAUGUGGCUGGAGUGGAAGGUGGAAGUCUUGCCUUUCCCUGUGAACUUCAUUAUCGUUUUAGAAGGUUAUUAAUGUUUCAGUGUUAAGGCAGCCUCAACAGUUGGUACUCUUAGUUUUCAGUUACCCCUUGUACGCGCCUUUUGGAGGGAAUAAGACUGUUUUUUCCGAGUUCUCCUUGGGGAUGGAAUGAUUAAAGGAAGAGUGAAGGGACAAGUGUCCCGAUGUGUUCAACUAUGUAACUUUCUGUAGCUUCUCAGUAGAAAAAUGCUGUACAAGUCUCCCUUAUCUCCUCAUAAAUUGUAUUAGUCAUGUGAAGUGCGAAAGAUAUAGUAUCUACCUGGGCAGCUUUUUGGACACAAUCUCUGUGUAACCUAAUUUCAAUUUCCUGUUUGAAUUGUUGGAGUAUGUUUUUUGUAAUUGGAUGCCCUGUUCUUGGGGGGCAUAUUAUUUUUGCCUUUUGGGAGAGUUUGCUUCCCAUUGUUCCAUGCAUUCUGUGAAUGAUAUUUAUCAUUUUGGCCU